CCAUUGCGAGAUUCCGUCCCCUCACUUGAGUACUACUACCUCCGGGGCAUCUGUCACUUAAAGGCUCUUCGGUGCUUCACACGUGGAGAGUGUUAGCACGUCGCUGCGUUUCUGAAGGGUUGUAUACAAACCAGAUCGAAGAUGUGGAGUGAGGACGUGGAGCGCCUGCUGAUCCAGUUUCAGAAUGAGGAAGGGGAGAUUCUGGGUUCACCUUUCGAUGUUUCUCUAGACAUCACCCCAGACAAACUCCAACUGGUCUGCAAUGCACUGCUACAGAAGGACGAGCCAGUACCACUGGCAUUUUUUGUGCGCGGAGAGUCAGAGGUGGUGUCCAACCUGCGGACUUGUGUGAAGGCUCUUGCCAUCGAGACAGAGCAGGUCCUUCCAGUUGUGUACCAGCCCCAGGCUGUGUUCAGGGUCCGAGCUGUGUCCCGGUGUACCAGCACACUACAGGGACACACGGAAGCGGUCAUCUCAACUGCUUUCAGCCCCACUGGCAAAUAUCUGGCUAGUGGUUCCGGUGAUACCACAGUGCGCUUUUGGGACUUGUCAACUGAGACGCCUCAUCACACUGCCAGAGGACACACUCACUGGGUGCUGACCAUUGCCUGGUCACCUGAUGGCAAGAAACUGGCUUCAGGGUGCAAGAACAGUCAGAUCUGUCUUUGGGAUCCAGUGACAGGUGCACAGAUUGGGAAGACUAUGACAGGACACACCAAGUGGAUCACCUGGCUGUGCUGGGAGCCUCUCCAUCUUAACCCAGAGUGUCGUUACAUAGCCAGUAGCUCGAAGGACGGCUCAUUACGUAUCUGGGACACCGUGUUGGGACGCUGUGAGAAGAUCCUGACUGGACACACUCAGUCAGUCACCUGCGUGAAGUGGGGAGGAGAUGGACUUCUGUAUAGUUCUUCUCAGGACAGAACGAUCAAAGUCUGGAGAGCCGAAGACGGUGUCCAGUGCAGGACUCUGCAGGGUCAUGCCCACUGGGUGAACACCCUAGCCCUCAGCACAGACUAUGUUCUGCGCACUGGUGCUUUUGAACCUGCAACUGCCACUGUGAACCCACAAGACCUCAAGGGAUCACUGGAAGAGCUGAAGGAGAAGGCCUUGGAGAGAUAUAGUAAAGUCAGGGGUUCCGCCUCAGAGCGCUUGGUGUCCGGCUCGGAUGAUUUCACCUUGUUCAUGUGGAACCCUGCAGAAGAGAAGAAACCUCUCGCCAGGUUGACAGGCCACAGCGCUCUGGUCAACGAAGUCCUCUUCUCCCCGGACACCAGGCUCCUCGCCUCUGCCUCGUUCGAUAAAUCUGUUAAAAUAUGGGACGGACGCACUGGAAAGUACUUGAUGUCCCUGCGUGGCCAUGUGGGAUCUGUGUAUCAAGUGGCGUGGUCCGCAGACAGCAGGUUGCUGGUCAGUGGCAGCAGUGACAGCACUCUAAAAGUUUGGGAUGUUAAGACUGGAAAGCUUAACAUGGACCUGCCUGGCCACGCUGAUGAGGUUUAUGCCGUGGACUGGAGUCCUGAUGGACAAAGAGUGGCCAGUGGCGGGAAAGACAAAUGUCUCCGAAUAUGGAGAAGAUAGUCAGACCUCUGUUCUGACGCUGGCUGAGGAUUCACAUCUUCUAACGUCAAGAAACCCGACAGCUGGAGCAAGGGUGACUAGACUGUUCCUAAUCCACCAUUUGGCUUUAUUACACGGUCCGUCAAAUGCAUUGUGUCAAGGAACUGUACUCUGGUCACAAUGCAGACGUCACGGGAAUACUGAUGAGUGUGAAGGUGUUCAGCUCAAUGGAACUGAAGAAUGGGAGACGGUCUUUUCAUCACAACAAACAUCCGUUAAGAUAAUUUCAAAUAGAAGCUGUACUGUGCGGAUUUCAGUAUUUGCAUCUCAGAUUUGUGCUAUGAGGAUUUAUAUUCAUGUACAUACUGUUCAUGUACCUACUGGAUAUACAGAAGCCACAAACAAGGACUUGUAUUUAAAAGUGAAUACAUUUCACCUGCACAUUAGGAAACAUAUUUCUCAGCAGCAUGUUUGUCCCCUCCCUCACCUUAAGCUUCACUAAAUGACCUAUAUCCCGAAGGUGACAGGUGGGAGCGCUAAUACCUUCCUCUGUGAUGUUAAUGCAGACGGAGCUCGCCGUGCUCCGUCAGCCUUUAAUCUCCUCAGUCUCGCGGUCAGCAAAGCCGCAAUCCGCUGUAUUUUCUGCCUUUUGUAGCAAAGCCAAGUGUCACCAACUCUGAACCAUGCGAUUCUCAUCAGUGAGGAAAAUCCAGGUUCACCAUUCCAGCUACGAGACAUUUUAUAAUCUGUACCAACUUGCUUUGUGUAUAUUUACCACCAAUAAAUCUAAAUCACAGCA
Molecule: messenger RNA, 2356 nt
Organism: Hippoglossus stenolepis (Pacific halibut)
Lineage: Eukaryota; Metazoa; Chordata; Actinopteri; Pleuronectiformes; Pleuronectidae
Gene: nle1
Product: notchless homolog 1 (Drosophila)
Exons: 13
Coding region: 142-1578 (478 amino acids)
Biological process (GO): Notch signaling pathway; ribosomal large subunit assembly
Cellular component (GO): nucleolus
Molecular function (GO): protein binding
Source: RefSeq, a predicted model, not a curated record